AAAAGUGUAGCUUUAAGGGCACAACUCGUAUGGAGUUGAUGAAAAAUGAGGUUAAGCAUAAUAAUAUGUUAUCACAAUCUAAAAGUGGCCCUAAAGAGCUUUGGCCAAGUGUGUCAAAUUAUGUUCUCAAACUCUCAUCACCAGAAGAUCUAGACUCACCAGUGGCUUUUCUCUAUUUCUUGGACUCUGGUGGUGGAUCCUAUCCCCAACUUAUUUCAAGUGCUCAAGUAGAAUGGUUCAACUCCACAUCACUAAACAUCAACCCUAAUUCAAGGGUGCCUGAGGUAAUUUUCUGGCAUAUACCAAGCAAAGCAUACAAGAAACUGGCUCCAAUAUUUGGUAUACACAAACCUUGGGUGGGUUCAAUUUAUAAAGAGAGAGUUGCUACUCAAGAAGUUGAAAAUGGUAUCAUGGAACUUCUUGUUCAAAGGCCUUCUGUCAAGUAGGAGUGUCAAUGGGUCGGGUCGGAUCUGAUCUGACUAUGAUCUGACCUGAUCCAGAUCAUGUAAGGAUCUGUCUCGCCCUGCCCCGCUAGAUCAGAUACUCGGAUCGGAUCAGAUCCGACCCAACUAUUUUUUUUUUAAGAAUUU
Molecule: messenger RNA, 590 nt
Organism: Cannabis sativa
Lineage: Eukaryota; Viridiplantae; Streptophyta; Magnoliopsida; Rosales; Cannabaceae
Product: probable inactive purple acid phosphatase 16
Exons: 2
Coding region: 30-446 (138 amino acids)
Cellular component (GO): cytoplasm
Molecular function (GO): hydrolase activity, acting on ester bonds
Source: RefSeq, a predicted model, not a curated record